AUGCUGUCUGCCCGCCUGUGCUUCGCUUUGAUUCUGUUCCUCGCUGUGUCGACGUCGUCCGUCUCGGCCAAUGACGUGUCGACGUUGCGUCGGAUCUUCAAUGAGGUUGUCUCGACAGCCUUCCGCCCAAUCAAGUGAACACAUUGCAUAAGUCGAUGAUGACUGACAGUGUGUGCACUUUUGUGUCAGUGCCCAGCUGAAUUUGGACGCCAUGGGCCGGUACCCCACAGCGAAACCCGUCGCCAUGCAGGGAGGUCAGCCCGCGUCAAUGAGAGAGGCAGAGACAGGGACACAGCAGAUCUGUGUGCCUGUGUGUGGUUUGUGCAGCGCUGAGCAGUUUGUCUGGCGGCUCGUUUGUCGAGGUGGCCGCAGCGUCCCGCCAGGCGUCUGAUGCACUCAGCGUGACGCCCGAAGACGUCCGCAAACAACUCAAGGAGUGUAAGCAACGACUGACACAGUGGGCGUGGCGUCCAUGUGUGUCUCUCUGUGUUGGUCGCAUGUGCGAUGACAAGUCUCGAUGGCUACACGGCCCCGCUGCUGAGUGCUCUGAGUCUGACAUCGCCCACCGGCGAACUCCGGCCCGCUGACUUUGCUGACAGCACAGCCGCGGAGGACACACAAGUACAAGUGCAAGUGCCCCCGCCAACACAGACAGAGACACAGCCGCCAGCUGCGGCCGUGAUGCAGCCCACGCAGCAAAGUAAGCCCACGUCUGCAUGGAUGUAUGUGCGUGACUUAUGUUGUUGAUGGUGUGUGUGUGCCUCGUGUGUGCAGUGCCUUUGUUCCGAAGCCGGCAUGUGGCCGUGAACGUGUCGGCACACACACAAUAGACAGAACGAGGGAGACAUCAUCGAGCGAGAGAGAGAAGACAGACUGACACACAGACAAAUGUGCGUGCCCAGGCGCUGAGUGCAUCCAUGGCUGUGAGACGACACACGUGUGUGCGUGAUGUCUGUCGAUGCCAAC
Molecule: messenger RNA, 966 nt
Organism: Vitrella brassicaformis
Lineage: Eukaryota; Vitrellaceae
Source: the annotation of a GenBank genome assembly